AUGUCAGUCUUACUGCUGGAAGAAGUCAGGCAGAAACGGGAACUGUGUGAAAGUAGAAGGUGGGAUGUCAGUUUUCAAGGCAACACUUUCCGCUUGAGCCAUAUUGCAGACAAGGUCAUCGCAUGGCUAGAAAGGUUGAAGGCUAUUGGCGAUAUUGCUGUCAAUACAGACCCAAUACAUGCGCAAUUGCCAUGGGCAUGGAUCAGGAUGUUGCUACAGGCAGCGACAGCCGAUCGCGAAACUAUGGGUUCCCUCCUAGUAGGGCUUGACAAAGUUUUCUACUUCAUUGAUCUGUGUAAGGUCUACGAACUUCUAUAUCCCCACGAUCCAGAGAUGGAGCAUGCAUAUCUUAAUUUAGAAGCCACGGUCAUUGAACUCUAUGCCCUAAUCCUGCAGUUUCUACUGAUUGCAAUCCGGGCGUAUGAGGGAAACAGGUAUACAACUAUUUCGACGGCGUUUUGCACCCUCGAUUGCAUUAACGAUUAUAACGCACGCUUUGAAGCGAUCGUUCCACGCAUCGACUACGCGGCUCAAAACUGUGAGCGAUGUUAUAGUCUCCUCGGUCGAGUUAGUUCCACCGACCAAUAUAAAAGCUUAAAGCGCAUGCUCGAAGACAUUGAGCGAGUAAAGGCCCUUGAAAAUGAGCUUAGAGAUGCUAAUAACAGGGUCCAAAGCAUAUGGCUGUUUCUUGAAAAUGAAAAGCGAGGUGACGUCCUUAGGUGGAUAUCAAACAUUCCAUAUGAGGAUCACCACACAGUGGCGAGGGCUGGCCGUACAGGAGGUACUGGUGGGUGGCUCUUUAAGCAACGGGAGUUUCAAGAUUGGCAGCUUUCUAAGGACUCAAUGAUAUUUUGGUUACAUGGUAUACCCGGCGCAGGGAAAACGAAGCUUGUCUCCCGAGUUGUUGAUGAGUUUCUGCAUGUUCAGGGGCAGAAGUUGGUAUAUUUUUACUGCAAUCGCAAUGAAGAACGUCGUCGGAAGCCAAAAGAGAUUCUUUGCAACUUUGUCAAGCAGCUUUCGAUCGCGGAUGAUCAAACCGUAAUCCAUGAUAGUCUUCUCCAAAUCUACGACGAUAGGCGACAAAGAGGCUUCCUGUCGAAGGACUUAAGCCUUGAAGAGAGCGAAGCGCUCCUAACUCAGUUGAUUUCCACAUAUCCGAAGACAAUAUUAGUGUUAGAUGCCUUGGACGAAAGUGAAGAAGGCUCGAGGCAAGGCCUUAUCAACUAUUUCUGCCGACUUGUCGACCAGAUACAAAAUUUGAAAAUAUUCAUCUCCAGCAGACGGGACGAAGUCAUAGCAAGCCGGCUCGAAACUAAUGCCAAUGUUGGCAUUGAUGCAACAGAUAAUCAGAAUGACAUUGCGAAAUUUGUCUCACAGAAGAUAGAUGAAGAUGAGAAGAAACGGGCUAACCCUAUUUCUUCUGAACUGAAACAUGACAUUGUCCGUAUCCUUCUAGAUAAGAGCCAGGGCAUGUUUCAAUGGGCAGCCUUACAAGUUACGGAACUUUUAUCCCUAGAUCUAGAAAGCGAUAUUCGUGAGCGUCUGGGAUGCUUACCAGCUAACCUACGAUACGCAUACAACGAGAUCUACCAGCGAAUUCUAGGGUCCACGGGAAGCAAGUUUAAGAUCGUGGCGAGAGCCCUACAGUGGGUUUUAUGUUCAGAGAAACCUCUAACGACAGAUGCCCUCGUUUUCCUUGCAUGCCAGGAUCCCCAGACUGACACUUUGAUAACCCCAUAUGUGGACAUCCAAUUCAUCCUUGAGUCAUGCUCUAGUCUCCUUGUCAUGGAUUCCCAGCAGUUUUGUCGACCCUCUCAUCUCUCUGUGAAUGAUUACUUUGAAAAUCUUUGGGGCAUUGGCAUAUGUCAUGCCAAUGCUGCAAAGAUAUGCCUGACACAUUUGCUAGUCGCAAGCAGUCAAUCGCCACAAGAAUGUUCCAAGUAUUCGACUAUGGUUGACAACUUUCUCCCUUAUGCAGCGCAGCAUUGGUUUGUGCACAUAAGGAUAUACGAGCACUAUAUCAGGAAUACAGGUGAAAAGAUUGAUCCUCGGCUGUCGCAGCUUGUUGAGAGGUUCCUCGGUCGUGUCGAGGAAAGUGGGCCCGCCUAUAGGUCCUGGUGUGAACGUUGCGAACACUUGCCAGGUUUCCCCAUUGAAGAUCUAAAGCCUUUCUCUAAUCCUGUGUUAGCAGUUUGCCGAUUCGGCCUUCACCGUGUCCCGCUUACAUGGUGGGAAGCCGAACGCAUAGACCCUAAGCAAACCAACAAAGCUGCCAACUCGCUUCUAGUACUAACGAUAUUCAGCGAGAAUGAACAUGCUGUUCAAAAGCUAUUGUCACUUGGAGAAGACGUCAAUAGACAGCUUGAUGGGUUGCUCUGUAGUGGGACCGCUCUCGGUGCUGCCGCAUCAACUGGCAAUCGAGAAAUCAUCAAGCUACUACUAAGCGCAGGAGCUCAGAUAAACCAGAGACACGCCGGGGGAAUUUACGGCAGUGCGCUGGUGGCAUCAGUUGCAAACCCAGAAGGGAGAAAGGCCGCCCAGCUGCUGUUAGACUCGGGAGCAGAUAUCAAUCAAGAGCUCGAUUGUGGAAUAUUCGGCAGUGCUCUUGCUGCUGCUGCUACUCGUGGAGCCGGAUGGUACGACAAUACAAGUAUUCAUUUACUGCUCCGUGCAGGAGCUAACGUCAACCAAGCCCUUACGAGUGGGAAUUACGGCAGUGCCCUUGCUGCUGCAGCUUCAACACCCAUAAGUCAUGAGACAAUAAAGCUAUUACUUGCCUCAGGGGCAGACGCCAAUCAAAGGCUCAUUUGGGGAAAAUAUGGCAGUGCACUAGCAGCAGCAGCAUUCGGUAGCCCCGCAAAUAUCUCGCUCCUACUAGAUGCAGGAGCAGACGUCAACCAGGUGCUUACUUCUGGUCUAUACGGUAGCGCACUUGCGGCAGCAGCGUAUAGUCAAGCAAAAUACAGCGUGAAACUUCUACUCGAUGCAGGCGCCAAUGUCAAUCAAAAACUCACCACGGGGCUCUAUGGCAGUGCCCUUGCAGCAGCGGUAGCCAAGAAGGGCGCUGAUAAGGAGAUAGUACAACUAUUGUUGGAUGCAGGUGCCGAUGUGAACCAGAAUCUUGCCUCAGGUCUUUACAGUAAUAUUCUAGAAGCAGCACAAGCGCGAACUCGUCCAGAGCUUUACGAGAUGCUGUUGGGGGCGGCCAUCAGGAAGAAUCAGAGAAAUCUCGAGUAUAUCAGCUUGGAGGCUGGCAAGUACAAGGACAGAAAGUCGACAUGA
This is a messenger RNA of Aspergillus pseudonomiae, 3282 nucleotides long. RefSeq lists its product as uncharacterized. Gene Ontology annotation, molecular function: protein binding. The coding region runs from base 1 to 3282 and encodes 1093 amino acids. Lineage: Eukaryota; Fungi; Ascomycota; Eurotiomycetes; Eurotiales; Aspergillaceae. The transcript is spliced from 4 exons. The record is from RefSeq and is a predicted model, not a curated record.